Scutellospora calospora is the source of this 387-nucleotide messenger RNA. The record is from the annotation of a GenBank genome assembly. NCBI's taxonomy places the organism in Eukaryota, Fungi, Glomeromycota, Glomeromycetes, Diversisporales, Gigasporaceae.
AUGUUACAUACCUUUAUAGAACAAGAAGUUCAGAAUUCGCUUUCACAAGGAACAGCUAGUGACUUAAGCGAAACUUCAAAUCCAAGUUUAAGUGACUUUGACUUAACAGCUACUUACAAACGAUUCGCUAAACCGUAUAAAGAAGACGGGGAAAAAUUAGACCCUACAUAUUUUCAUUAUAUUAAUAAACUUCCAGGAAAAGUGAAGAUAAUCCCAGAUAAAAGUCUCAGAAAGCUCACCAAAAAUAAUAGAAAAUGGGGUGAAAAAUACCCACCAGAAAAAUAUCCGCUAGAUGCGAAAACUAUCGAACAUAAUAUGUUGAACUUACUUAAACCGGGGCAAAUCCCAGGAACAAUUAUUCAAAACAAAUUUGAUGGAUAUGUAUGA